CUGGUCGCCGCCGUCUUUCCCCAACCAGACCUGGCCGCCGCUGCCGUUGAGGACGACGAUGGACAGCACAAGCACCACUCUCGAGCCGUUGCUCGCCUUCCUCACGCACUCGCUGCAUGUUGCCGAGUCGACGUUCUACAAAAUACCCGGCUCGGCCGUCGUGGCGCGCUACGUCAGGUCCUCGCACCAGAACGACCCCGGCCGGACGCUGCUUGAAAUCAUCCUCAUCAUCUUUGCUAUUCGCACGCUGCUACAGUCGCGUACUAGGGGUGAGGAGAGCGGCAAGCAUUUCAUCCAGUUCAGCGACAAGGAAAUCGACGAGCUCGUGGACGAGUGGGCUCCGGAACCGCUAUGCGAAAGCCUCAACGAGGAGGAGCAAUCCUUCCUCGACAAUGUGCCCGUCAUCGUCGGCGCACAGGGUCCGAAGCCGAAACUCGCGUCCACAGGCAAGAAUGUGCUGAACCUCAGUGCAUUCAACUUCACCGGUCUGGCUGGAAACGAAGAGAUCAAGCAAAGGGCAGUCGAAACCCUUCGCAAGUACGGUUUGGGUUCCUGCGGUCCUUGUGGCUUUUACGGUACUUUGGACGUUCAUAUGGACUUUGAGCGCGACGUUGCCGAAUUCCUCGGGACCGAAUCCGCCAUUCUCUACUCGCAGGGUUUCUCGACCAUCUCCUCUGUCAUCCCAGCCUUUGCCAAGCGCGGCGACGUCAUCAUCGCUGAUCGAGGCGUCUCUUUCCCCAUUCAGCUCGGCAUUCGGAUGUCGCGCUCCACCGUGCGUUGGUACGACCACAACGAUCUCAAUUCUCUCGAGGAGGUCCUUCAAGCUGUUGACCGCGAGCACAAGAAGCGCAAGCUCCCGCUCACCCGCCGUUUCAUCGUCUCCGAAGGCGUGUUCGAGAAGGACGGUAGUAUGGUUGAUCUGCCCAAGCUCAUCGAGCUGAAAUACCGCUACAAGUACCGCCUCAUCCUCGACGAGAGCUUCUCUUUCGGCACCCUCGGGCGCACUGGCCGUGGAUUGACCGAGCUGUACAAUGUUCCCGCAUCUCAGGUAGAGAUGCUCGUGGUUGACCUCUCCAAGGGUCUUGGUGGCUCCGGUGGUUUCUGCGCUGGCUCGCGCAUUGCUUCCGAUCAUCAGCGUGCCAACGCGACAAGCUAUGUCUUCUCCGCCUCCAUGCCCGGUCUACUCGCAGUCUCCGCCUCCGAGUCCAUCAAUAUUCUCCGCAACUCGCCCUCCAUCCUCUCCACGCUGCAAGAGAACAUCCGGGCCGUGCGCGCCAUCCUGGACCGUGUCGACUGUUUGGUCAUCCCCUCGCACCCGGCCUCGCCCAUCAUCCACCUUUAUCCGACGUCGAUCGUACCCACCCCCGCGCCGUCGUUCGACGUCGCGCUCGAGGAGCGGCUGCUGCAGGAGAUCGUGGACGAGGCGCUUGCGCAGGGCGUGCUCAUCACCAGAGCCAAGCGCCUGCGUGGACAGGAGAUGGUUGACGCACGCCCGUCGAUCAGACUGGCGAUCACCGCGGCGUUGACGAGGAAGGAAUGCGAGAAGGCCGCGAACCUAGUCAAGGCGGCGGCUAUCAAGGUGUUAGGGAGGAGGCGAUAG
Punctularia strigosozonata HHB-11173 SS5 is the source of this 1600-nucleotide messenger RNA. Its product is annotated as serine palmitoyltransferase. The record is from RefSeq and is a predicted model, not a curated record. Gene Ontology annotation, cellular component: endoplasmic reticulum. Gene Ontology annotation, biological process: sphingosine biosynthetic process; ceramide biosynthetic process. NCBI's taxonomy places the organism in Eukaryota, Fungi, Basidiomycota, Agaricomycetes, Corticiales, Punctulariaceae. The coding region runs from base 59 to 1600 and encodes 513 amino acids. Gene Ontology annotation, molecular function: serine C-palmitoyltransferase activity; pyridoxal phosphate binding. The transcript is spliced from 5 exons.